This is a messenger RNA of Pseudonaja textilis, 1902 nucleotides long. Lineage: Eukaryota; Metazoa; Chordata; Lepidosauria; Squamata; Elapidae. The record is from RefSeq and is a predicted model, not a curated record.
GAGUCAGAGCUGAUUUGCAGACUGACAGAAAACGGGUUCAGGUGGUACAAGAAAAAGGGCAAUUUUCCUUGUUCAGAUUUCAUCUAUUCUCCUGACCAUUUCACCUAAUGACAAUAAGUUUAAAAGAAGAAGAGGAAGGGGUGAUAGCUUAUUAUUGAAGAAGACAGAUGGACACAAAUGACAGAAAGAAUGGCAAAGCAUUCACAAGGCAAGUACUUAUCUCACUAUUCUUUUUCUUCCACUGGGCUGUCUCAAAGCACAUCGAUUAUUCAGUACCAGAAGAGAUGGCAAAAGGCUUUGUUGUGGGGAAUCUUGCAAAGGACGUAGAAUUGAAUAUAAGGGAACUGGAAAAACAAAAUGUACAUCUAGUCUCUAUUGCUAAAAUGCACUACUUCAGCAUCAAUGAAGAGAAUGGAAACCUCUAUGUAAAUGAAAAGAUAGAUCGAGAAGUAAUAUGUGGGAAGGCUCCACUCUGUCUUCUUAGUUUUGAAGUUGUGGUUGAAAAUCCUUUGAAAGUUUUUCAUGUAACUGUAUCAGUUGAGGACAUUAAUGAUAAUGCACCAUAUUUCUUGGAAAACAACUUCAACUUAGAAAUAAGUGAAACCACUUUUCCUGGAACUCGAUUUCUCCUUGCAAAAGCUGAAGAUCCUGACAUUGGAAAGAAUUCCCUCCAAAACUAUGAGCUUAGCUCCCAUCUUUGUUGUAAUUUGGAGACUGGAGAGAGAAAAGAUGGAAGUAAAUACACAGAACUAGUGAUUAAUAAUCCAUUAGAUCGUGAAAGUGAACCAUAUAUACAUUUGAUUCUUACAGCCAUUGAUGGGGGUGAACCAAGAAAAACCGGGACUGCCCAUAUAUGGAUUAAUGUCACUGAUGCCAAUGACAACUCACCCAUUUUCACUCAAGAACUCUAUAAGGUCAGAUUGGAGGAGAGUCUUCCAAUAGGGUCCCCUGUGCUCCAGGUUAUUGCUUCUGAUAAAGAUGAUGGUACAAAUGCCCAAAUCAGAUAUCAUUUUGGCAAUAUGCCUGGAAAUAACCAUCCCAUAUUUCAUUUGAAUCCAGUCAGUGGAAAAAUCACACUUAUGGCCCCCUUGGACUUUGAGGAAACUGCAGAAUAUACAAUGACAGUAGUAGCAAAAGAUGGUGGUGGCUUAGAAGCAAACAGCAAUAUUGAAAUAAAAAUAUGUGAUGAGAAUGAUAAUGCACCAGAGAUAAACCUGGUCUCCUUAUUUAGUUCAUUCUCUGAAGAUACUCCACCUGAAACAUUAAUUGCUUUAAUCAGUGUAAAUGACAAAGAUGCUGAUGAUAAUGGAAAAGUUACAUGUCAUUUAGAAAAUGAUAUUCCUUUCAAGAUCCUGCCUUUUUCUAAUAAUUACUACAAGCUCCUAAUAGAUAGACCUCUGGAUAGAGAAAGAAUUUCUAAAUAUAAUAUUACAAUCACAGCAACUGACAAAGGAACCCCUCCAUUGAGUGCAAACAAAACCAUCGUGCUGCAGAUCUCUGAUAUUAAUGAUCAUGCUCCUACCUUCCAGUCAGAGAAGCUGAGAAUACAAUACUGGGUUCCAAAUUUCCAUUGUUAGACGCUCAAGAUCCUGCUUUAGAAGUCAAUUCUGUGCAGGUGCACAAAAUCAAAUGUGGAGAAUAUUUCUUUCUGAGUAUACAAACAAUUUUGUUAUAAAUAUAUUGAAAUAUACAAACAAUUUUGUGAUAAACAAUAUAUUGAAAAAUCACAGUCAAAGCUUCUGAAAUAUUCCACAUGAAUGCAAAUGCAGGGGAAAUGAAAAUUGUAGGAAAUUAAGAUUAUGAAAAUUCUGUACAUUAUAGCAUUGAUGUUCAAGUUCUGGAUGAUGAAGAUUUAUUGGACAGAUCAAUCCAUAUUGUGUUAUAGAUCAUUUCCAUUCCUAA